GUUUAAGGGGGCAGAGUGCAAUUUCUAGAAAAUAUUGUCCAACAUUUGACCUUUCUUCCUAUUCCUGAGAAAGCUAGAACAGACGGAACAGAAAGCCCAAAAAACAUCAAAUCAAACACGAACUCUACUAACCCGUACACGCCAUUGCCAACAUCGCCUAAUUUUUUGCGAAAUUAAUCCAUUAUUCAUUGUCUUAACGUAUCCCAUUUACCCAAAUUGCUACCCAAACUGAAGUUUGACCGCAUUGUCUUCCCAAUUGAAGCAAUCCCUUUCGUUGUUUUUGUUGAAUCAAUAGCGUGUGACAGGUGUGAAAACAACUUUGUGGGCGCAUGUUUUGAGCUGAUUGCUCAGUAUCACCGCCAUUUUUUUCACGACAAGAGUACAAUCCCAGGUGGUUUCUUCCUUUCUUCCAUUUAAAUAGUUGGGCACUGUUUUUUUUUCCUAUUUAAAUUUCCUGAAUUUUGAUUUAUUUAUUCUUUUUUGGGCGGUGUGGUUCACCAAAAUUUCAUCUCCGACGUAAUAUUCAAAGUUUUGAUCGUCUAUGUUCUUGGAAUUUUCAAAUGUGAAAAGACCCAUUUGUCAAUUGCAAUUCUUGUGCUUAUGUUACUUCUAGAUUUUUGGAUGAAGUGAUAAAAACAAUCAGAAGAGAAGCAAGAUUUUUGGGGUCAAACAUCGGUUUAACUGCUUUCGUAUUGGUGUGAGAUCGACCUUGAAAUUCUAGAAACAUUAUAUGUUUUAGUGAUUGAGUUGGUGAUUCUGUCCAUGUGGUAUUAAGGGAUCGAACUCCCUUUGAAAAUCUGAAUACCAUUUUUUUUAAAUUUUUUUGGUCUAGUUGUUUUUGAUAUUCCUGGCAUCAUUUCCUAGUUUAUAAGAAAAGAUAUUGAAGUUUUAGAGGGUGACCAUCUGGUCUGUAGAUUGUGAAAACUCUCUGAUUGAAUAAAGAUGGUAGGGGAUGUGGCGGAGUUGAGUAGUAAUGGUUACGUGAAUGGAGGAGGCAAUGGUGCUCUGGAAGAGAAGGUUGAUGAACUGCGGAGACUUUUUGGGAAAGUAGAUGGUGACCCUUUGAGGAUUGUUGGCGUUGGAGCUGGGGCAUGGGGUAGUGUUUUUGCGGCUAUGCUGCAGGAUGCAUAUGGAAAUCUGAGGGAGAAAGUCCAGAUUAGGAUAUGGAGGAGAGCUGGCAAGUCUGUUGAUAGAGUAACAGCAGAACAUCUAUUCGAGGUAAUUAAUUCCAGGGAAGAUGUCUUAAGAAGGCUGAUCAGGAGAUGUGCAUACCUGAAGUACGUCGAGGCAAGAUUAGGUGAUCGAACCCUACAUGCUGAUGAGAUUUUGAAGGAUGGAUUUUGUUUGAAUAUGAUUGAUACACCACUUUGUCCCAUGAAGGUGGUAACCAACUUGCAAGAAGCUGUGUGGGAUGCCGAUAUUGUGAUCAAUGGUUUACCAUCAACAGAGACCAGAGAGGUCUUCCAAGAAAUUAGCCGUUACUGGAAGGAGAGAAUAACAGUGCCAGUCAUAAUCUCCUUAGCAAAGGGUAUAGAAGCUGAAUUGCAGCCUGAGCCUCGGAUUAUUACUCCUACUCAGAUGAUAAAUCAAGCAACUAAUGUUCCCAUGGAGAAUAUACUCUACCUGGGAGGGCCCAAUAUAGCAUCAGAAAUUUACAACAAGGAAUAUGCAAAUGCUCGUAUUUGUGGUGCUGAAAAGUGGAGAAAGCCUCUUGCAAGGUUUCUGAGGCAACCCCAUUUCAUAGUUUGGGACAAUGGUGAUCUUGUCACUCAUGAAGUUAUGGGAGGUCUAAAGAAUGUGUAUGCAAUAGGAGCUGGUAUGGUGGCAGCUCUUACUAAUGAGAGUGCUACAAGUAAAUCAGUGUACUUUGCACACUGUACAUCUGAGAUGAUUUUUAUUACUCAUCUUUUGGCGGAAGAACCGGAGAAACUUGCUGGUCCUCUUCUGGCUGACACAUAUGUCACAUUGUUAAAAGGUCGUAAUGCAUGGUACGGGCAGAAGUUGGCUAUGGGAGAGUUGAGCCUGGAUAUGGGUGAUAGCAUCAAGGGAAAGGGUAUGAUUCAGGGUGUUUCUGCGGUAAAAGCUUUCUAUGAACUACUUAGUCAACCUGGUCUGAAUCUCUUGAAUCCCACUGAAAAUAAGCAUGUUGCUCCAGUUGAGCUAUGCCCCAUCUUGAAGACCUUGCAUAAAAUACUCAUAUCAAGGGAGCAAUCAUGCCAGGGAAUCCUUCAGGCUUUGAGAGAUGAAACCAUGAACGAUCCUAGAGAACGAAUCGAGAUUGCCCAAAGUCAUGCUUGCUAUAGACCGGCACUGUUGGGUAAAUAGAUGUAGCAAGAAGGUCCUCGUGUCCAUUUAGCUACAUCACUGGACCGAUUACUGUUCUGCUCUUUUUCUUUGGUGCUGGGAAAAUGAGAUGGAGAUAAUUAGCUGCCAGUCGGACUUUGCCCAAACAGAUAUGCAUGAAAUUACAUUUCCAAAUUAAUACAUGUGAUUUUAUUUUAUUUUGUUUCCCUCUUGUAAAAAUGGCAUUAGAAGGAAAAGGUAUUAGGUUUGAUACUUUAGACUUGUGGUGUCAGAUUCGUGAUUAUAAUCUGUCAUUUUUUUUUCACUCAUUCCAACCCUCCAACCUCAGGAAUUCCAAAUGAAAUAACUCUACAGACGGCAUGUUGUAGGGGAUGAAAUGAGACAUGUUGGUUUUACCUUAAAACUCAGUUACAGAAGUAUUUGGAAAACUUUUCCAGAUCUGUGGAAAACAUAACGAAUGCUUCUUCUUCUACAUUGUUCAACCAAAAUUAGGAGCAACUACCAUCAGAAUUUGCUGUAGGAUGCAAAGAUUAUGUAAUCGUUAAGGACAUCUAAGUCUUAACAGAAUUUUUCUUAUAUUAGUGAUGAAUACAAUGAUGGAACACGGAAAAAUUUGAUCAUGAC
This is a messenger RNA of Oldenlandia corymbosa var. corymbosa, 2928 nucleotides long. The record is from the annotation of a GenBank genome assembly. NCBI's taxonomy places the organism in Eukaryota, Viridiplantae, Streptophyta, Magnoliopsida, Gentianales, Rubiaceae.